Molecule: messenger RNA, 1172 nt
Organism: Gongylonema pulchrum
Lineage: Eukaryota; Metazoa; Nematoda; Chromadorea; Rhabditida; Gongylonematidae
Source: the annotation of a GenBank genome assembly
CUGAUUUUGGUGUCUCGGCGCUAUGCAAAGACGCCCGCGAAGUACGAUCAACAUUUAUUGGGACACCAUAUUGGAUGGCCCCGGAAGUGAUGCUCUGCGAAACAUUUCCUGAGAAACAUUACAAUAAAUUGGCAGAUAUUUGGAGUUUUGGAAUAACGCUAAUUGAAAUGGCCGAAGAAAAACCACCUUAUGCUGAAAUGAAUCCUGCAAAAGUUGUCUUCAAGGUUAUUAAAGCGGAUCCUCCGACUCUGGAGCGUCCUCAAAAAUGGUCUGCAAAUUUUCGCAACGUUGUCGCUCAAUGUUUAACAAAAGAUCCGGACAAUAGGCCAACAGCUGCCGAUGUGCUCAUGUGUGUGCGAUCGUUGAUCAGUGAAAUGAACGCAGAGCAGGUCACAACGGAAGUAGUGAUGGGUAGCGAUGAUGACGGGUUAUUCGAUGACGAAGAUGAUGAUGAUACAGCCACGGUCAGUAGCGUGGCGACAAACAGUGAGGCUCGCCAAGAUGAUAUAGGUAGCAAACAGCAGCCGCCAGAACCACAGCUACAGCCAGAUGUUUCUGCUAUACAGCAGCAGAAGAAAGCGCCUCGACAGCCGGCACCGAUUCCGCCAAUCGAACUGGUACCAACAACUGUAAAUACGGGCACAACAACAGUGGUUGAAUUGAUACCUACCAGAGAGAUCAGUGCUGUUAUCGGAACCGAAACUCAUGUUUUACGUGCCAAAAGAGAACGUGCACCAAGUUUACCUUCAGAAGCUACGGAGGCAAACGCGAAAGCUGAGAAAAAUACGAUAGCAGUAGUGGAGAUAAAUGCUGCUGAAGAACUGGAAUCGCCAGCAUCUCCCGGAAGUCCUGGAAGUUCUACGAUGGGUUACACUAUUGCUACUGGAGCAAGACAUCGUGCGGCUGUGGAGGAUGCCCUCAAUGAGCCGUCGCCACUGCCUUCUCUAGCGCCAUCGCCUGGUUUUUUCCCAUCCGAACGUUCCGAUCCCACACAGCCGCUGCGACAAGAUGCUAUCACGGUUACCAAUAUUGCAGAGGGAGGGACGAAACCCGGCACGGUAUUUGAUUCGAGGUUCACGGUCGAUGGCGGUGUGCAGCUGUUGAGACAAACUAAAAUUGACGGUAGGCUUUUUUUCUUGAGUAGUAUUAUUUUAACUGCUCAGCAAAUUUAA